UGAGUCCUGUUCUCUUCCGCUAGCUGAAAUGACUUUUGAGGCAGAUUCGACAUAAAUUUCUAUUUUUGUUAAGAUAAAUAUGGGUCUAAAUCCAAAUUUAGAGUUUCAGUUCAUUCGUCAGUUGCCCCAAAUACACGUAUAGAUUACUGUCGUUUUGUUGUGUUGACGCUGCAGCGAUGGACGGACAGAAAGCAGCUGGUUCUGUGUUUAUGUGUCAGCUGUGCAACAUCUUCUCCCCUUGUCGCUCUCAGCUGCUGGCCCAUUGCUCCCUCCUGCAUCCUCAGCAGGAGCCUCCUGAUGACAUCAUCAUUGCAUUGCAACCCCUUGUAGGAGAUCCUGCAGAGACACAUACAGAGAUUCCUGUGAAACGAAAACGAGGACGACCCAAAGGCUCUAAGAAUGUUCGCUCAGUUUCAAAAGAGGACAAGGCAGACUCUCAUUCUUCAAAGGAGAAUGUUCAGAGAGAAGAAGAGGAAACGAAGAAGGAGGGAGACGGAGAAUGUAGCCCAAAAGAAGGUGAAAGCCAUGAUGGGAUAUUGGGUCUGAAAUGUGGAAACUGUCAUCGCUCGUUCGGCAACAGACGGCAGAUCCUCAAACACAUCUGCCUGAGAGAGGAGGAAGAGGAGGAGGACCGAGCGGACAAUGGGAGCCAUGGUGGUCAAGCGAGUGUGGAGGGUUCACAGAGUUUGGAUACAGGGGGAGAAAAUCCAAACAAGAAGCAACAAAACUCAUUAAGACCGGGCCCCAAGAGAAAAAGGGACACGCAAAACACUCGACCGCCGGGAGCCAGCCAGAGUCGAAACUCCAAAGAGGGAGGCCCAGCAAAAAGAAUGAAGAAGUCAGUCAUCAGUGUUGUUCUGACAGAAGAUGACACACUUCCAGGCGUUACUAAAAUGGUUCCAGUAGAGGAAAGCUCAGCAGGAACAGAGUCUGCAGCCAACCAAGCUCGUCCUGAGGUCAGCAAGACGUCUGCAUUUUUCCAGAUUCAUUCUAAAGACGUGACACAUGAAGCUGUUGGCUGCGAAGGCAACCCGAAAACUGAUCAGGAUGCCAGUUCUAACACAAACCCUACAACAACAACAACAACAUCAACAACAACAACAUCAACAACACGCAGAUGCUUCCAAGAAUAUUCUAUAAAGCAAAAUGCUCCCAAUUUACACCAGAGCAAGCUGAAGAUCUACUCCUGUGAGUUCUGUAAUAAGAUCUUCAAAUUCAGACACACACUGAUUUCCCACCUCAGGACGCAUACCCAGGAGAAACCAUUUCAGUGUCCACACUGUGACUACGCAUCAGCCAUCAAAGGCAACCUGAACGUUCACCUGAGGAAGCACACAGGAGAGAAGUUCAGCUGCCCACACUGUCCGUUUACCUGCCUCAGCCAGGGACACCUUAAGGUCCACGUAGAGCGAGUCCAUCUGAAGGUGAAGCAGCACUGCAGCUUCUGUCAGAGUAAAUACUCCGAUGUGAAGAACCUGCUGAAGCACAUGGAGGAACGACACAACCUGAAAGACCCUGCUGUCCAAAAGAGCUACCAGACGUUCAGAUUAAAGACUCGUCAGGUCCUCAGGCAGCUCCUCUACUACUGUCCCACAUGUAACCGUCGCUUUAAGAACAAGCUCGAGCAGGAACGCCACCUGUUGGUUCACGGACCUCUGCGGCCUUUCGCCUGCCUACUCUGUGACCACGCCGCAACCAAAAUGUCCGCCCUCGCUGCUCAUGUCAGGAAGCACCUCUUCCUGUAUGUCUGCUGUGUGUGUGACAGGACGUUCGUGAGCUCUUUGACACUGAAGAGUCACCUGGCAGAGACGCACCCUGAGCUGGACCAGGAGGCGACCUUCGGCGACUGCAUCAACAACAGCUACUGUCUGACGCAGCCUGGAGGAGACAUGUGGGGGAAUGAGGAGAGGGAGGAUACAGAGGACGGGAAGGAGAACGAACGCAGGACGGAGCAGGAUGGAGAAGAAAGAGGGACGAGAGAGGAGGGUAGAGGACAAGGUGUAGGAGAGGAGGUGUGGAAAGCAGAGGAAGGGGAGAGGAUGGGUGUAGCAGCGGGUGAAAAUAAGGAACAGAAGGAGGAGGAAGAACAAGCUAAACCUCAGGGUCAAAGUGUGGAAGAAGAGCAGGUGAUAGAGGAGACGAAAGGGAGAAGCAGUGGAUUAGAAAACGAAAGUGCACAACAAGAACUGCAAGUUGUUUCUAUGGAAACCAGAACAUCCACAGAGGGACGGGAUGAAGCAACAGUGAGGGGGGAGUCACAGGACGACAUGGUGGACUCACACACUCCUGCAGCUGAACACAACGCGCAUUCGGUCUUACCAGCAGAGAGCACCCAGAAGCCUCUCUUAGAGGGCGGGACUCAUGAAAACACACGCAGCGCUGAGGGGAUCACAAACACUUCUCCCCUCAAAUCACACAAGAAUGUAUUUCCUGAUGAAGAAGAAGCACAAACAUCAAAUUCAGAAAGGGUGUCUGAAGCUCCCCAUGAGAGCGCAUUCCAGCAGGUGCUGUCGUCCAUCCAGAAGACUCGGCUGAACAUCCAGUCUUUCCAACGUCUCAGGAAGAUUUACGGAGAACUAGAAUGUCAAUACUGCGGUAAACUGUUCAUGUACAACGUCCACCAUAACGUUCAUAUACGCACACACACCAAGGAGCACUUGCAUUACUGUUCAAAGUGCAGCUAUUCCACCAUCACCAAAAGCGCUUUGAUGCGGCACCAGAUCCAGAAGCACAGCGGCAUGCAGCUGGCUUGUUCCAGUCCAGACUGCACGUACACCACACCUGACAAAUACAAACUACAGGCCCAUAUGAAGACGCACAAAGGAAAGAAGAAGAGCGUCAGUUGUCCUGUCUGUCAGCAGAGCUAUCCCGAGCACAGACUCAAACACCACAUCAAAACAUCCCACCCUGACUCACUACCUGCACAGGGUAUAGGCCUGAUGGUGCAACGAGCAGAGAAGUGUCCUUACUGUGACUCCUACUUUGUAAAGAACAGCAGUGACUUUCAGCGGCACAUCUGGGAACAUCAAGGUGUGAAGCCCUACCUUUGCUCUAUGUGUGACUAUGCGAGCCGCAGCAGCAGUAACUUGAGGGCUCACAUGAACCGGCACAACACUGACAGAAGUCACCUGUGUGAUCUGUGUGGCAAAAAGUUCAAAUCUAAACUCACCCUGAGGAGCCACAGGCUGAGCCACAAUGAUGAAGGCAAACAGUUUCAAUGUUCCCAGUGCGACCACACCUCGGCCUCAAAACGUUACCUGCUCAGACACAUGGAGCAACACGCAGAGUAUAAGCCAUUUCGCUGUGCCCACUGCCACUACUCCUGUAACAUCGCUCGUCCUCUGAAGCGACACUACAAGCUGAAACACCCGGACCAGAAAUAUGAAAAUGCCGGACCUGGACUGCUGGACUCUGACACUUUGAAACAGCAAGGUGGAAUGAAGUGUCCUGAGUGUGAAUACGUUUAUGGCACAAAGUGGGAGCUGAACCGCCACAUGAGGAGCAAACACAGUCUGAAAGUGGUGGAAGGCACCUGGGAGGUUGGAGAGGCAGUAGAGGCUCAGUAUGUGACUGUGGAGAAUGAAGACCAGCUGACAGAAAUACCUGUAGACGCCCUGCAGGAAAACGUCGAUAUCCAGCAGAUCACUGAGUUCAGUUCAGAGACUCACGACGCCGUCACCUCCAUGGUUGCCAUGGCUCCUGGCACUGUUACGGUGGUACAACAGUUGCAGGUGGCUGAUGAGCAGGAAGUUGGCGACUGCAGCAACCAGCUGAUGGUGGUGAACGCAGAUGAGGGUUUAACUGGUGACCAGGUGAUGGUGGUGAACACAGACGGGGGUCUGACUGGCGACCAGGUGAUGGUGGUGAAUGCUGAUGGGGAUGUAACUGGCGACCAGGUGAUGGUGGUGGAGGAUGCACAUGGCCUUGAGGCUCUGACAGUCCUAACUCAAGGAGAAAACACCCACCACUAUAUCGUCUACGUCCAGGAGCACACUGUGGAAAUCAACUAGUAAUGCUGCCAUGAGAAUAUAAGACAGCUGAGCUUUGGGUAUCAGUAAACAAGUUUACAAAAAGAAAGCAAAAUAAAUAUAAUGGUAAUGAUAAAAUCAGGAUUUUUUGAAAAUGAAUUGAACAUUAUUAAAAAUGAACUCCGAUUUUUGUCAGCUACUCUGUAAUUAUGAAUCGCUGUAAGGGCAACAUUUCAUUGUGUGAUUAUGUAAAUUAUUUUGUUCUUACAAAGUGUAUUUAAAUAAAUUCCUGUCCUGCUUCA
Labrus mixtus (cuckoo wrasse) is the source of this 4270-nucleotide messenger RNA. Its product is annotated as zinc finger protein ZFAT-like. Lineage: Eukaryota; Metazoa; Chordata; Actinopteri; Labriformes; Labridae. The record is from RefSeq and is a predicted model, not a curated record. The transcript is spliced from 24 exons. Gene Ontology annotation, cellular component: chromosome. The coding region runs from base 177 to 4010 and encodes 1277 amino acids. Gene Ontology annotation, molecular function: chromatin insulator sequence binding. Gene Ontology annotation, biological process: regulation of transcription by RNA polymerase II.